AUGGAUGGUGUUCUCGACGAGAGGUUGAUAAUGAUAUUGAAAAGCUCUGUAGAGGCCCUUCCUGGUGUGGAAAACAUUAAAUUCAACUCUGAGCUACACAAGGUCACCAUCUCAUACAAGCCUGACCAGACAGGUCCCCGAGACCUCAUUGAAGUCAUCAAGUCAGCCACAUUUGGUAAUGUCAAUGCAUCAAUAUAUCCGGAAGCAGAUGGAAGGGGCCAACAUAGGUAUGGGGAAAUCAAACAAUACAGGCAGUCUUUCAUGUGGAGCUUAAUAUUCACCAUUCCAGUUUUUCUCACCUCCAUGGUGUUCAUGUAUAUCCCUUGGCUAAAGGAUGGGCUGGAAAAAAAAGUUAUCAACAUGAUGAGCAUCGGUGAACUAUUUCGGUGGAUUUUGUCAACACCGGUCCAAUUUGUUAUCGGUGGCAAAUUUUAUGCUGGUGCUUACAAGGCAAUGUGCCGUGGCUCACCGAACAUGGAUGUCCUUAUUGCUCUAGGGACAAACACGGCUUACUUCUACUCAGUUUACUCAGUUCUUCGAGCAGCUACCUCUGAGAAUUACAUGUCAACUGAUUUUUUUGAGACUAGUUCCAUGCUCAUAUCAUUUAUCCUUCUUGGAAAGUACCUUGAGAUCUUGGCAAAAGGAAAAACCUCUGAGGCUAUCGCCAAGCUGAUGGAUCUUGCACCGGAAACUGCAACACUUUUAAUGUAUGACAAUGAAGGAAAUGUGGUAGGAGAGAAGGAGAUUGACAGCAGGCUAAUUCAGAAAAACGAUGUGAUCAAAGUAGUCCCAGGUGGAAAAGUUGCUUCUGAUGGAUUUGUUAUUUGGGGCCAGAGCCAUGUGAAUGAAAGCAUGAUUACUGGAGAAUCGCGACCAGUAGCAAAGAGAAAGGGUGACACUGUAAUUGGAGGGACAGUGAAUGAGAAUGGCGUGCUCCAUGUCCGGGCUACAUUUGUGGGAUCAGAGGUGCACUGGGCACAGAUUGUAAGGCUAGUUGAGUCAGCACAAAUGGCAAAAGCUCCUGUCCAGAAGUUUGCUGAUCAUAUAUCUAGAGUCUUUGUUCCCUGCUUUCAGCUCGCUCUCCAGUUUGGGAUAUCAGUUAUGGUGAUCGCCUGUCCUUGCGCCCUUGGGCUGGCUACUCCAACUGCUGUGAUGGUUGCAACUGGAGUUGGUGCUUCACAUGGUGUUCUGAUCAAGGGUGGGCAAGCUCUGGAGAGUGCACAGAAGGUCAACAGUGAGCACCCCAUGGCAAAAGCAAUAGUGGAGCAUGCGAAAAAGUUGCAUCCAGAAGAAAACCACAUUUGGCCUGAAGCAAGGGAAUUCAUUUCAGUAACUGGGCAAGGUGUCAAGGUGGAGAUUAUGAUAUCAUACCUCAAGUCCAUGAAUGUGGAGAGUAUAAUGGUGACUGGUGACAACUGGGGGACAGCUAAUGCUAUCGGCAAAGAGGUUGGCAUUGAAAAGAUUAUUGCCGAAGCGAAACCAGAGCAGAAGGCUGAGAGGGUGAAGGAACUUCAGCUGUCUGGAAGAACCGUGGCGAUGGUUGGUGAUGGAAUCAACGACUCCCCAGCGCUUGUCUCUGGCUGA
This is a messenger RNA of Miscanthus lutarioriparius, 1584 nucleotides long. NCBI's taxonomy places the organism in Eukaryota, Viridiplantae, Streptophyta, Magnoliopsida, Poales, Poaceae. The record is from the annotation of a GenBank genome assembly.